Messenger RNA from Impatiens glandulifera, 1025 nucleotides. Its product is annotated as trichome differentiation protein GL1-like. The record is from RefSeq and is a predicted model, not a curated record. The coding region runs from base 39 to 830 and encodes 263 amino acids. The transcript has 3 exons. Lineage: Eukaryota; Viridiplantae; Streptophyta; Magnoliopsida; Ericales; Balsaminaceae.
UCUACUUACUUUCAUCAUCUGCAUUCCUUUGCACUUCAAUGGCGGACGAGAGCGAAUACAAGAAAGGAUUGUGGAUGGAGGAAGAAGAUGAACUUCUCAAAGAAUACGUUACAAAAAAUGGGAAAGGGAAGUGGAAUCGCAUUGCAAGAACUACAGAUCUAAAAAGAUGUGGAAAAAGCUGUAGAUUGAGGUGGUUGAAUUAUCUAAAUCCAAAUGUAAAGCGCGACACGUUUCAAGAAGACGAAGAUGACCUCAUCAUUCGCCUACACAAACUACUUGGGAAUAGAUGGUCCUUAAUAGCGGGAAGAAUACCAGGUCGUACCGACAAUCAAGUAAAAAAUCGUUGGAACACUUUCCUAAGCAAGAAAAUUGGGACGAUAAAAAAAUAUAAAAAAAGAGUUAGGACUUCUUUUCAAACAAUACAUGAUAUCUCCCCCAAGGAUGGAGGAGUUGACCAUUAUGUACCCUUGAAUGAUAAUCAUCUUGACCAACCAUUGUUCAAUGAAACCGAUCAUCCCAUCGAGCCAAAUGAGCCGAACAAUGAUGAUAGACAAAACCUCGACAAUGGUCUUUUGUUUCUAGAAGAAGGAUUCGGGCUGAACGAUAAUAAUUAUUCCGAGAGCCCAUCGUGGUUUCUCAAUGAUGAUGAAUUUGAUUUCAUUAAAACUGGCUUCAUGGGACUCUUGGACGAACAGUUUCCUCUUAACAGGUCUAUUGGGGACAAUUCCGAUAACAUAGUUGAACAGGGAAAUGAAAGUGUUGCACUUGCCGACAUGAUUCAGCUCCAAGUAAAUACUACUCCCACCGAAAAUCUUUUCAUUGAAAUAUGAAAACAAGAGUUUCUUAUCUUUUCUAAGUUGUAUUUGCUUCUUAUUAUUUGAUUAAUUCAUGUUUUUUGUUUGAGUUUAUUUUUCAAAAUAAGUUAUCUCUGUGUAACAAAAAUGAGUGAAGUACUUCUGUACCUAGACUUAAUUUAUUGUUUUAGAAUUUCCAUUAUUAUAAAUAAAUUGUGUGCUUCUAUUGAA